Molecule: messenger RNA, 1520 nt
Organism: Tribolium castaneum (red flour beetle)
Lineage: Eukaryota; Metazoa; Arthropoda; Insecta; Coleoptera; Tenebrionidae
Gene: Tcgr2
Product: gustatory receptor 2
Exons: 7
Coding region: 1-1269 (422 amino acids)
Biological process (GO): sensory perception of taste; male courtship behavior; chemosensory behavior
Cellular component (GO): neuronal cell body; axon; membrane
Source: RefSeq, a predicted model, not a curated record
AUGGAAAUAAGCGACUUGGCCCAACUUUACGGAAACGAAUUACACAUUAAACAAAUUUCAAAAUGGCUGAGAGGCAGUGCAAGGGCACAAGAAAUACAAAAACGGUCUGAAUUGGACUCGAAAGAUGGCCAUGUGAUUGAUGAACAUGACCAGUUUUUUCGCGACCAUAAAUUACUCCUUGUCUUGUUCCGGGUUUUGGGGGUAAUGCCUAUUCAGAGGGGCGAAAUUGGUAGAAUUACGUUCGGUUGGACAAGCAUUCCCAUGCUCUACGCCUAUGUAUUUUACGUGGUGACCACCGUUCUUGUGGUUUUAGUUGGCUAUGAAAGAUUUGACAUACUACUCAACAAGAGUAAAAAGUUCGACGAGUAUAUUUAUUCGAUUAUUUUUAUUAUUUAUUUAAUCCCGCAUUUUUUUAUCCCUUUUGUUGGUUGGGGUGUGGCAUAUGAAGUUUGUGAUUAUAAGAACAGUUGGGGGGGUUUCCAACUCCAUUACUAUAAAAUUACCGGCAAAAAUCUGCAAUUCCCUCUUUUGAGCACUUUGAUUAUUAUUAUAAGUCUCGGAUGUCUAAUUCUAGCUGUGGUGUUUUUACUGACUUUGAGCGCCCUUUUAGAAGGUUUCACCCUGUAUCAUACCACAGCGUACUUGCACAUUAUCACAAUGAUUAACAUGAAUUGUGCCCUUUGGUACAUCAACUGUAGGGCGGUUGGAAACGCCAGUACUGCCCUGGCUGAAAGUUUUCAAAAUGAUGUUGAUCGCAACUGUUCUGCUUAUAUCAUCGCACAUUAUAGAGUGCUGUGGUUAUCACUUAGUGACCUUUUGCAAAAAAUGGGCAAUGCUUACGCUAGAACGUAUUCCACUUAUUCGCUUUUUAUGAUGGCCAAUAUCACAGUUGCGGUGUACGGCUUCACUUCCGAGAUUGUGGAUCACGGUAUUCGUUUCAGUUUUAAAGAAAUCGGUCUUUUGGUGGAUUCCACUUAUUGUCUUUUCCUUCUGUUCGUUUUUUGUGAUUGUUCUCAUCAAGCUUCGCUCAAUAUCGCUCGGCGAGUUCAAGUGACUUUACUUCAAGUCAAUUUGAGUCAAGUCGAUCCAGCCACACGCAAAGAAAUUGAUAUUUUCUUGGUUGCGAUUCAAAUGAAUCCACCUAAAGUCUCUUUGAAAGGUUAUACUGUUGUUAAUAGGGAGUUGGUAACAGCGAGCGUCGCGACGAUUGCUAUUUACUUGAUUGUUUUAUUACAAUUCAAAAUAAGUUUACUCAAUAUGCGGGGAUAAAUGAAAAGUUGUUAUAGUAACGUCUAGUUAACACAAACACAAUUAGGUCAAUAUCAUUCGAUUUAUCGAGGGUUAGUAGGAUAAGCACACACGCAAUGAAAGCACACAUAUUUUUAUUUAUUAUUGUUAUAUUUACUGUACACUGUGAAGAGGUAAAAAUUAUUUGACAAAAAAUUUUCCCCCUAUUUUUUUAUCAUGUGUGUAGGAAAUUGGUUUGCCCGAAUACAAUUGCGAUAAAAAUGGCGACAUGA